This is a messenger RNA of Populus trichocarpa (black cottonwood), 1188 nucleotides long. Its product is annotated as histidine biosynthesis bifunctional protein hisIE, chloroplastic. Gene Ontology annotation, molecular function: phosphoribosyl-ATP diphosphatase activity; phosphoribosyl-AMP cyclohydrolase activity. The coding region runs from base 143 to 1003 and encodes 286 amino acids. The record is from RefSeq and is a predicted model, not a curated record. Gene Ontology annotation, biological process: L-histidine biosynthetic process. The transcript is spliced from 6 exons. NCBI's taxonomy places the organism in Eukaryota, Viridiplantae, Streptophyta, Magnoliopsida, Malpighiales, Salicaceae.
GGACACAACUAGCACUUUCAAAGUGAAACCCUAGUCACCAAACGUGACGGCUGGACGCAGCACACACACAAGUCUCUCUUCUAUCUCAAGGAAUGUUGACAUGGGCACAAACAAAAAGUAGAGAACUUUCAUAUUUGUUUCAAUGGCUGCCUUUCAUUGUAUUCAAGCUCUAAGAGUCCCAUCAAGAACCCAUGUUUUCUUUCCUAUUGGGGAUCAGAACAGAUAUAAUAUUAUCAACAAGAAGCAAAGGGGUUUUCUAGUUUUUGCUUCUGCUGAUAAAAAAUCUGAUAAAGAGAUCUAUCUUAAAUCAAAGGUCGAGACAUUGUUAGACAGUGUAAAAUGGGACGACAAAGGUUUGGCAGUGGGCAUAGCUCAAAAUAUUGACACAGGAGCAGUAUUAAUGCAAGGCUUUGUGAACAGUGAUGCACUCGCUACAACAAUUUCCUCUCAGAAGGCAACAUUUUAUAGCAGGUCACGUUCAGCUCUGUGGACAAAAGGAGAAACGUCGAAGAAUUUUAUCAAUGUUCAUGACAUCUAUCUUGAUUGUGACCGUGACUCUAUAAUUUACCUUGGGAAGCCGGAUGGACCUACCUGCCACACAGGGUCAGAAACUUGCUACUACACAUCAGUCCCUGACUUGUUAGAAAAUAAACAGGUUGAUGGAAAUAAGUUGGCGCUGACAACUUUGUACUCGUUGGAAACAAUAAUUUCCGAGCGCAAAGCUGAAUUAGCAUUGCCACAAAUUGGAAAACCCUCAUGGACUAAACGAUUACUACUUGAUCAUGACUUACUCUGCUUGAAAAUCAGGGAAGAGGCAGAUGAAUUAUGCCGAACACUAGAGGACAAUGAGGACCAAGCACGUACUGCCGAUGAAAUGGGGGAUGUACUUUAUCAUGCCAUGGUUCUAAUGGCAGUUAAAGGUGUAAAAAUAGAAGAGGUGCUAGAAGUUCUACGGAAGAGAUUUUUUCAGUCAGGUAUCGAGGAAAAGAGAAGUCGUGGGUAGGCAAGCUAGGCGUGAUAACCGGUGUUUAUGGAUUUGUGCUGUUUGUGGUCUUGGCUUCGGAAUCUGUUGUCACGUUUUGUAACUUGAGCUGUUUAAAUGAUUUGCAAAAUCUUUGCAUUGUCCAAUUCUCGCAAUUAUUUCCCUUGUAAUCAUUUGAGAAAGAUAAAUAAGCACCAUCUUGAUGA